Messenger RNA from Ciona intestinalis (vase tunicate), 808 nucleotides. The record is from RefSeq and is a predicted model, not a curated record. NCBI's taxonomy places the organism in Eukaryota, Metazoa, Chordata, Ascidiacea, Phlebobranchia, Cionidae.
UAAUAUAUAUUUUUAAUUUUUCGACUAAAUUUUCAAAUUUCAUUUAUUUAUUCAUUCAUUCAUUACAUACAUUUCCAGAUUAACAAUUACUUGUAACUAAUGCUUUUUUGUCUGAACUGUAGGGGUAAGAUUCGCUUGAAAAGUUUGUUUUUUGUCUUGAUAGUUUGUUUUUAAGAUGCCGUCUUAUAAAUUUCAUUAUUUCAACGUAAAAGGAAGAGGUGAGUCGACCAGGUUGCUCUUUGCUGCCGCUGGUGUGGCCUAUGAAGACUUACGUCACGGAGGUGAAAAAUGGAAAGAAGAAAUCAAACCAAAAAUGCCAUUUGGUCAGAUGCCUGUUCUUGAGGUUGACAAUCAGUUGUUUGCUGAAAGUGCUGCAAUCAAUCGUUACUUGGCUCGAAAGUUCAACAUGAUGGGAAAGACCGAUGAAGAGGCCGCUGUGGUCGAUAUGUUUUCGGAUCUCAUGUAUGACGUGUUAACGAAGUUACCACUGUUCGUGAAAGAUGAAAAACAAAAGGCUGAAGAACUACAAAAGGCAUUGGGUGGAAAGGUAAAGAUGGUCUACGAUAUUCUGGAAAAGCAAUUGGAUGGAAAAGACUACAUUACUGGAGAGAUGUCUUUGGCUGAUAUUGUGUUUCUCUACGUGACACCAAAUCUUCUUGCGAUGGCCCCAAACGCUCUUGCAUCUUACCCGAAGUCAACUGCCUUGUACAAAAGACUCACAGAACUACCAAAUAUUUCCAAGUGGUUGGCACAGCGACCUCAAACCGCCAUGUAAAUGUUUGCUUGAAUAAAAGAAAAACAAAUAUAU